AUGGAUAUAUCAAAUGAAUUAAAUUUUUCUAAUAAACCUACUAGUGAUAAAAAUAAAGAUUCUACUGAAGAUAUUAGUCUUAAUUUAACUUUUUUAUCUUGGAAAGAAGCUGAAUUAUUUCUUAAGAAAUAUUAA
Messenger RNA from Funneliformis mosseae, 135 nucleotides. NCBI's taxonomy places the organism in Eukaryota, Fungi, Glomeromycota, Glomeromycetes, Glomerales, Glomeraceae. The record is from the annotation of a GenBank genome assembly.